This is a messenger RNA of Mercurialis annua (annual mercury), 1068 nucleotides long. Its product is annotated as pEARLI1-like lipid transfer protein 3. Lineage: Eukaryota; Viridiplantae; Streptophyta; Magnoliopsida; Malpighiales; Euphorbiaceae. The record is from RefSeq and is a predicted model, not a curated record. The transcript has a single exon. Bases 94 to 885 code for a protein of 263 amino acids.
UCCCUUACUCUCAGUGCCAAUUCUCAUCAACCCCUCGAAGCUAAUAAAAAGUUUCAUCUGAAAAACAAAAAACUCCAUCAAAUUAUUUUAGAUAUGGCUUUAAGAGUUAUAUCUUAUGGGGCACUCCUAUUCUCCGUCAAUUUCCUCUUUUUCACUUUGGUUAACUCUAUCUAUACGCCUGACUACACUAGACAGCCUACAUCAGAAUCAAAAGACUAUAUAUCUGGCUACAAUAGCAAACCAUCAUCAGCAAUACCAGAGUCAAAAGAAUAUGCACCUGACUAUACUAGCAACCCAUCAUCAACAAUUUUUGAGCAGAAAAACUAUACACCUAACUACACUAGCAAACCAUCAACAUCAAAGCCAAUAGACUAUGCAUCUGACUAUAGCCAACCCUCAUCAAAAACACAAGAGCCCAUAAGCUAUACACCUAACUACACUAGGCAUCCGUCAUCAACAACACCUGAGCCAAUAAAAUAUGCACCUGACUAUACAAACAAUCCAUCAUCGGCAACACCAAAGCCAAUGGACUAUGCGCCUGACUACUCAAGUCACUCAUCAUCAACGCCGUCAGAGCCGAUGAACUAUGCACCUGACUACUCUAGCCACUCAUAUGCCGAACCUGCUAAAUGCCCAAGGGAUACCCUUAAAUUAGGUGUAUGUGUCAACUUGUUGAAAAGUUUAUUGGGUGUUACAGUUGGUACUCCGCCACAUACUCCUUGUUGCAGUCUUAUUGGUGACCUUGUUGAUCUAGAAGCUGCCGUUUGUCUUUGCACAACUAUUAAAGCUAGUCUUUUGGAAAUUAAUUUGACUCUUCCAGUUGACCUGAGCUUGUUGCUCAACUAUUGUGGCAAACAGUUGCCAGAAGGAUUUCAAUGCGCGUAACUUUAAUUGUUUUUUUUUAGUGUGUUUAUUGGUUAAUCAUACCACAAGUUCAUUCAGUUUUCAUUUUGUUUCCGGUAAUUGGUUAAAGCAUUUUCUCUAUCCAUUUGGUCAAUUGAAUUGUAUGCCUUUUAAUUUAUAAAUGAAUUUUAUUUUUUAAAUAAAUGUUUUCAUUUUUAAGUUCAA